CGGUUUAUUUCAUUAUUCGUCGUCAACGUCGUGCGUUCGGUUGUUGUGUAAAAUUAUUUACGGUGAAAAUGAAGUUUUGACCAGCAAUUCUUCGUGUUUCGAAUAAAAUUCACUCUAGUUUAUAGUCCGCGGACUGUAAGGAAGACCAACCGUUCCGCAGUCUCUAACUCAAAAUGCAGCGAUUAAGUAAAGCAGGAAGAAUUGCCGUCCUCAGCCGGACGACGGCUUUGACUAGAACCACAUCCCGCUUGCAGAAUGUCACUCUCCAAUGCACGGCGUGUUACUCUUCGCGGCGGCCAGGUUUCUUUUCCCAAGUGCUGGACAAUAUUAAGAACGAGAUGGAGAAAAACAAGGAGAUGAAAGAUAAUCUGAAAAAGUUCCGAGAGGAAGCCCAGAAGCUGGAAGAAUCGGAUGCACUGAAAGCAGCACGGCAAAAGUUUAACACCGUUGAGUCGGAAGCCUCCAAGAGUAGUGAAGUACUGAAGGAAAACCUGGAUAAAAUUCGGGGGAAGGUUUCCGAAGUGCUGGACGAAGCUGCUAAAACCGACAUUGCCCGGAAGGCGGGUCGAAUCGGUGAAGAAAUCGGUAAAACCGCCAAAGGAAUGGGAGAAACGAUUGCCGAGAAGGGGCAGGAAUUGGGGAAAAGCGGUGCCUUCCGUGGUAUCUCGGAAGCCACCAAAGUAGUGCGCCAGGAAAUCGACAGUCAAGGCAUCGGGGCUCGAGUUUACCGGGCACCGGAACAGCUCAGGAAACGGAUCGAAGUCAAUUUGGCCGACGCGUCACGAAUCUAUGAAGCCAACACCGAAGCCCUGGGUAUGGAGCUACACAAGGAUAGUAAGUUCUAUCAGAGUUGGGAGGAUUUCAAGAACAACAAUGCCUACGUGAACAAGGUACUGUCGUGGAAAAUGAAAUAUGACGAAUCGGAAAAUCCCAUGAUUCGGGCUUCGAGACUACUAACGGACAAAAUGAGUGACGUGAUGGGAAACCUGUUCUCCAAGACGGAACUGUCGGAAACGUUGACGGAAAUUUGCAAAAUUGACCCGAACUUCGAGCAGAAACAGUUCCUGCGGGACUGCGAAAACGACUUCAUCCCGAACAUUCUGGAGGCGAUGGUUCGCGGCGAUCUCGAAGUGCUGAAAGAUUGGUGCUUCGAGAGUACGUACAACAUAAUUGCCACACCGAUUGCACAGGCCCAGAAGGCCGGAUUUUUCCUGGAUUCCAAAAUUCUAGAUAUCGAAAAUGUGGAUCUCGCCAUGGGCAAGGUGAUGGAACAGGGCCCGGUGCUGAUCAUUACGUUUCAAACGCAACAGAUCAUGUGCGUCCGGGGCAGCAAAAACAACGUCGUCGAAGGCGAUCCGGAAAAGGUGAUGCGAUGUAAUUACGUGUGGGUGAUGUGUCGGGAUCCGAACGAAUUGAACCCCAAGUCGGCGUGGCGAUUGAUGGAACUGCAAGCGAACAGCACAGAACAGUUUGUGUAGGUGGCGGCGGUGGUGGAAUCGAAGUGGUGUGAGCUAUCAUCGUGCGCAGACGGUUGUUCGUUACGUUGGUCUGCGUAGUUGUGGGAUAGCACUCAGUACUCAGAAACUGUUCACCGACGACUCGUCGUUCCUGUCUCUGCUUUUAUCACGUUUGUCAGAGUGGGAAUUGGAAUGUGGCGUCACCAAGCCGGAAUCUGCUGUACCGUACCGCAGUGAGGGGGGGAACUAACGUUAAGAUGUAUUUUAUUUGAUAAAUCAUAGAGCCGUGAAUUAUGAUAACAAAUAAAUGAGUUUUUUCAUUUUUUUUGUUAAACGAGUAAA
Molecule: messenger RNA, 1799 nt
Organism: Malaya genurostris
Lineage: Eukaryota; Metazoa; Arthropoda; Insecta; Diptera; Culicidae
Product: mitochondrial import inner membrane translocase subunit TIM44
Exons: 4
Coding region: 174-1478 (434 amino acids)
Biological process (GO): protein import into mitochondrial matrix
Cellular component (GO): mitochondrial inner membrane
Molecular function (GO): protein-folding chaperone binding
Source: RefSeq, a predicted model, not a curated record